This is a messenger RNA of Peronospora matthiolae, 384 nucleotides long. Lineage: Eukaryota; Oomycota; Peronosporomycetes; Peronosporales; Peronosporaceae. The record is from the annotation of a GenBank genome assembly.
AUGAUCUGGAAUGAAGACGGUGUGUUUGCGAUCUGGACUGAAGACGUACGUGGCGUGUUCAUGAACUGGAACGACGGCAGCGGCAGGUGGAUUGAGUUCGUCAAAAAUCAGUCUUUGCUGGUAUCUAUGGAAUCGGUAAAGACACGAGAUAGGAAACGGCACCAGUCGUGUCCGGUUUCACGACAGAGGCUGCAUCCUGUGUCACUCAUCUUCCGCACCGUUCUUGCGAAGCCUGACGGUUGGCGCUUUUGUGCUCUGUUGUGCAACUUUUUCGAGCUUGCAAUCCAGGACAUGGAAGGGUGGCAAUAUGCCAAAAAACCUCAAGAUUGGGGCUUUUUGUGUCAUCAUCAAGGUACGGUACACAUUGAUUUAGAAGUGGGCUAG